CCUUGUAUUUUAACUUCAAUUUUGGCAAUCUUUUCAAAUUUAUAGCUAGAUUGGUCGAUGGCUGCAAAAUAUUUCAUUCGCAAUAUCACUGCCUGUCUCUCUAGAGCGACAAUCAGCUCUCACAAUACUAUGAAGCAAUUUUCUUUGAUUACAAAUUUUUUAUUGACCAACAGACGAGUGUUCACUGCAUGCCCUGCCGGAAUUGAAGAAAAAUGUAAUCGCCUUAUUGUUCAAUGGAAAGAAAACUUAAUUGAUGAGUAUCCACUUGUUUGGCUGAGAGAUAACUGCCAAUGUUCUGCUUGCUUUGAUCAGUCAUCUCAAUCAAGAACAAUAAAUUUUUCCCAUUUCCAACUAAACCAAACAAUGAGGCAUUUGACCAUUCACAAUAAUAAUCUGGAGGUACACUGGGAAGAUGGUCAUAAAAGUGCAUAUGACUUCAAAUGGUUGAGACAACGGAGUUUCCAUCAUACAGAACAGCAAAAUUGGCUUAAAUCUAAUAAAGCACCGUACAAUACUUGGGAUGCAGAUUGUUUUAAGAAAAUUCCAGUUUUUGAUUUCAAAGCUGUCAUGCAGGAGGACAAUAUUUUACUAGACUGGCUGGAGACUCUAGGUGUUUGGGGUGUGUGCCUUAUUAAGAAUGCUCCCCAUGGUUUAGGACAAGUGGGAUCACUUGCGAGACGAGUUGCAUUCGUCAGGAAAACUCACUACGGUGAAGAAUUCAGUGUCCAAGCCAAAGCUGAUGCCACUAAUGUUGCAUACACUCAAGGACAUUUACAACUGCACACUGAUUUACCGUAUUAUGAAUACAAACCAGGGAUAAAUCUGUUGCAUUGUCACAUACAAUACAGCGGUAACGGUGGAGACAGUCUUCUGACAGAUGGAUUCAAAAUAGCUGAAAAACUUCGAGAAAAAGAUCCUGAAACGUACAAAUGUUUGGUGGAAACUAAAGUGACAUGGUCAGAUAUAGGUCAGGAAAAUGGCAAUCAUUUUCACAAAAUUCACCAUGCACCAGUGAUAUGUGAAUCAGAUGACGGAACCAUCAGACGUAUAAACUAUAGCCAACCUCAACGAGAUUCCCACAUGGCUGUCCCUAUAGAUCAGGUUGAAAUAUGGUACCGCGCCCUGAAAAAGUUCUAUGAUUUGGCUACUGAUGCAAGUUACCUCAUCGAGUUCAAACUGAAACCAGGAGAAAUAGUAACCUUUGAUAAUCUACGAAUAUUACAUGGCCGAACUGCCUUUGGCGAUAACCUCAAAGGUGAGCGCCAUGUUCAGGGAGCUUACCUCGAUUGGGAUGAGGUUCGUUCAAGAAUUCGUGUGCUGAAAACAAAACUUUUAGUCAACUAAGAUAACAAUUCUUUACCCACAAAGAAAAGUGGAUACUGGUAUUAAUGCCUUUUCUGUGGUGAUCAAUUUCAAAGACAGUAUAUAUCAUCUUUUAGUAAAUAAUAAAUGAAUUUAAUUGAA
This is a messenger RNA of Daphnia carinata, 1464 nucleotides long. RefSeq names its product gamma-butyrobetaine dioxygenase-like. Gene Ontology annotation, cellular component: mitochondrion. Gene Ontology annotation, biological process: carnitine biosynthetic process. Gene Ontology annotation, molecular function: oxidoreductase activity. The record is from RefSeq and is a predicted model, not a curated record. The transcript has 7 exons. The coding region runs from base 58 to 1344 and encodes 428 amino acids. Lineage: Eukaryota; Metazoa; Arthropoda; Branchiopoda; Diplostraca; Daphniidae.